Messenger RNA from Drosophila takahashii, 231 nucleotides. RefSeq lists its product as uncharacterized. Lineage: Eukaryota; Metazoa; Arthropoda; Insecta; Diptera; Drosophilidae. The record is from RefSeq and is a predicted model, not a curated record.
UCUUACCGAUGUUAGUUCAAGGAAUUAUCCAUUGCCCCAUGGUGGCCCUGCUCCUUCUCCUGUCAACCGUAUCCGGAUCCCCCGCCCGAGGACAUCACCAUCACCGAGACUGUCGCAGCUAUAAGGAUAUCGCCCGAAUCGUCAAUCCCAAUCAAUACGCUUUCCCAGGAUCUCGCAUUUAUCCGGACCAACCCUUCUGGCCAUUUGGAAAGGAAUAACAAUAUUUUAUUU